CAAAAAAAAAAUACAAUCAUUAAAACAUACAUAAUAUUAGUUAAUAAAAUUAUUUUGAAUAAAGAAUGUAAAUACUAAAAAAAGAUGCAGAAAUUUGAUUUGGAAUGUUUUUUUUUUUCCUCUGAGAUUUUUAUUAAAGGACAAAGCCCAUCAAGAGAACAAAGCAUACAUAAGGUCUAAACAACGGGCCACAUUUACAAAAACCUCCAUGGGCCAACAGCCAAAUAAAGGAAACCGUAGAGGAAGGUAAGCGUCGGUGGCCACCACGUGUCCAAUCGACACACGAUUCGAAGACACGCGUCAAGCCGGAAACCACCACCUCCUCCGGAAAGGUUACGUCGGAGCUCCGCCAUGAACAAAGAUAGAUCGGUGAAGACCAUCCAAACAAAGAAGUCUUCAUAGAAGGCAAACGCAACCGGAUCGUCUUUUCAGAAAAAAUCGUCUUCAAUCAAUUCAAAGAACUCCAACCAUCGGAGGCUGAAAUCGAGAGUCAGUGGAGAAGUGAGGGACUUGAAUCGACGAUCAAAAUUAGCCGGCAAAAACGACGCUACUCAACCGCCGAAUCCCGGAGACAAAGUCGGCGAAGCAGGUGCUAUGGAAGCCACCGCUUCUCAGAAUCUAAAGCCGGACGACCAUCGGAAGAACAGAUGCGACGCCGGAAGCAGGGGCCGGUCGGGAACACCGAAACCGGAAAGCCAAAAAAGAUAUUGGACUCUCUACUCCUCCGAACAAACUCCAAUCCUUCUGAAAUAUAUAUAUUUUUUUUAUAAGAAGGCUGGAGGUUUCGAGAGAACAAACCUCUUGAUUUGGAAUGUUAUCAUUUGAAAUAGUAAAAGAAAUAACAAAAACUAAUUUUCCUAAAUAAAACCAAAAGUUAUCAACAAUAUAUAUAUUAUUUUUGUAAUGACUAACUUCAAAUAGUUAAAUUUAUUUUAUUGAUAAGUUAUAUUUUAUAGGAGUUAUUUUGUUUACAUCAUUUUAUUAUUAGAUAAAAAUAACAUUCAAAUAUCAUAAUAGUUUUAAUACAAUAAAGCUUUGUUAUGAUUAGCAUAGAUGAAAAUUACUAUAUUAAAUAAAAAUGUGACCAUCAGUUUAUUAUUCGACAAAAAUAACAUUCAAAUAUCAUAAUAGUUUUAGUACAAUAAAGCUUUGUUAUGAUUAGCAUAUAUGUAAUUUACUAUAUUAAAUAAAAAUGUGACCAUUAGUUUAUUAUUCGAUAAAAAUAUUAUAAUAUGGUUAUAGUUUUAGUAAAACUAAGCUGUGUUAUAGUAAAGCUUAGAUGUAAAUUUCCUUGCAUAUAUGUGCUAAUGGAUUAUUAUUAGCAAUAAGAAUACCUUAGUUAAAGUGUUUUACGUAUUAUCAUUAUUAUUGUAUCAUAAUGCCUUACGUGUAUUUAUGUUUGCAAUAAUAAAUAAAUGGAAGAAAAAAAUUCAGCUAACAAAAACUAGAAAAACUAGUUUUUGAUUUUUGCUUAGAAAUUGACAGUUAUCUUAAAAACUAGUUUCUUUAGAUUUUAGGAAAACCAUUUUUCAAAAAAUUUGAUUGAAUGAAAAAUAGAUUUUGGAAAAACAAAAACCAGAAAUUAUUCUAAAAGCUAGAAACAAUUAACCUCUGAAUCAAAUCCAGAUCGAAAUUUCUUUAAUAGAAUUGUUUGUGUUUGUAUUCCAUAUGUUUCAAUACAGAUGAUGUCUUGGACCAGUUUUGUUGUUUCACAAAAUAAAAUGUUUCACAAAUCAAGAUAAUUUUUAACUUUAUUAAAAACUUUAUAACCAAUUAUAUUUUUGCUUAUAAUUAAAUAAUUAAUUUUAAAUGAUACUUUAAUGAUAUUUUUGAUAAAAAGUAGUUUUUAAUAUUUGUGCAUUGAGGCAAAAGAUGUACAAUAUGAAACAGGAGUAUUACGACUGGACUAUAAACGUUAUCAACUAACUAAGAGAUGAGCCGCCGGUUGUACUGACGGAAACCAACAUCAGAGGCUAACAUUUUUGGGCCAUUGUCCAAAAACUAAAAGAUGACAAAAGGCACAAGUAACAGAGACCAAACAGAGUGGAGAAAAAAAAAAAAAAAACAGAGUGGAGAAAGUAAAACCGAAAGAAAAGAAAAAGGAGGCAACUUUUUAGUUAUAGACCGUUUCAAAAUAACAGCAUCUUUCUAUUUUUCCUUCACAUGUUCCACCACCAUAACCAAAGCCCCUCCUUUUGCGCUAUUCAUCCACAAAACUGAAAACCUCUCUCCCUUUUUAUUCUUCUUCAUCUCUUCACAUCACUUUCCUUACCUAUCCUCCUAUCUCUUUAUUUUGCUCAAAUCUUGAUUCUGAAAACGUAAUGGAGAACAGUGUGAACAUGUUUAGGCAGAGCGAAUCCCCGAGAUCACCGCCCACUAGGCUGCAGAGGCAAGCACCCAUGGCUCUGAAUCUUGACAAUGUUCCAGUGAAUCCCGUUUUGCAGCAGUCUUGUGAUGCAGUUGCAACCUCGGCUAUCCCUCUGCUUUCACCUCUCUACGUGUCUCCAGACCAGCACUCUUCUUCUCUCCCUAGACAAGGGGAUGAUUUUACUGAAAAGAAUGGUUCUCAACCGUCAAUGGACCACAAGGAAGGCUGGCAACAUUCAGCUGAGGCUGACCAUAGCAACCAAAUGGCUCUUGUAAAUAUGUUUCAAACCAAGUUCGCGCUUGUAAAUCAUUCACAAUGAUCUUAGCGUGUAGGAUGGCCUUGAUGUUUCAGAUGCUGUAAUAAAAAAAUAGCUUAGAUAUAUUAUAAGCAAGAUCCAGCUUCUGGCAAUGGUAAUUUUCCAAUGUGCAAAAAGCAGUAAAUUUAUAAAGAUUCAACGACUGUGUGUGUGUGUGCAUGGGCGAAUCUUAGGAAACUAUUGUAGUAGGUGCAUAACUUCAAAAA
Molecule: messenger RNA, 2890 nt
Organism: Brassica rapa (field mustard)
Lineage: Eukaryota; Viridiplantae; Streptophyta; Magnoliopsida; Brassicales; Brassicaceae
Source: RefSeq, a predicted model, not a curated record